AAAAUGAAUUUUUACACUCAGUAACAUCUUUGAAAUAAAUCACCUAUUAAAACCAGAUUAAAAUGGAACGUUCUACCACUGUUAUUUCAGUGUUGGUAAGCAAAGAACAAGCGGAGGCUAGGAAAUCGGAAGGAGAAAAUUGUAAUUCACUGGAUUUAAACAUGGUUUCGCGAUUCGACCAACAGAAGACCAAGCACCAGCUCUUCCACGUGUCCCUCAGCCUGGCCACAAUUCUGCUAUGCAUGGCAUACAUGCAGUAUCGCCGGAACUGGGCGCAUCUGGGGAGCUUCUGGGACUCGCUGGUGGUUCCUAUUGUUUUCCUCGGGGAGCUGCUUAAAGUGGUCCUGGCCCGUUUCUACGGACGGGUGGAGGAUGGAGUUCUUUCGCUGAAGCAGCGCCAGAAGAAGUCGUCGUACUUCACGCCCAAAGAGAUCCUCGGAGGAAUCACGCUGCAGUUCCUGUGCACGCUGCUGUAUGCCUUCAUUUGCAUCAUCCUGGGAGCUCCGGUGCUGGGCAACUACGAGCAGACGUUCGUCUUGGCGUUGCUGAUGACCCUGCUGACGGUGUCGCCGACUGUUUUCCUGCUCGGCGGAGGCGGAGCCCUGCAGGUCUGCUUCUGCGAGAAGCCCGACUUUGUGACCAAGUGCGAGGACACGGCCCUGAACCUUUUCAAGUACAACGCCCUCGGAGGUAUAUUGGGUGCCUGGGCGGGCAGUGUAGUGGCGCCCUUGGACUGGGGCCGCGACUGGCAAGCCUAUCCAAUCCCCAACGUGAUCGGGGCGCUCCUGGGCAGUGCUCUGGGAAACAUAUACGCCUGCACGCACGUACUUUACGCCACUGCCAAAGUUUAUAUGACCAAGAAGAGGUCUUAAGCCUGAUAAUAAAUGCUAUUAACCCUGCCACUAAGAUUAUUAUCUUUCGCUGCCACUGUUAUCCACAAAUAUGUACACUCUUGUCCACAGUACCACGUCAUCGUCUCGUCUAGUCAGCAGCUUAGGAACUACCAAAAAGCAAUUAACAUACUUUAAUGUUACAAAUUUAAGCAUUUUAUUAGAAUGUAAUAUUAACAAAAUCUUUUUUAAAUCAAUAUUCUAAUAAACUAACAAAUUAACGGAAUAUUCCAAUCAUAUUCGUUAUCUUUAAGUGAAAAUUAGUAUUAUUAAUUUAAUUUAGAACGAAUUUUAGGCAAAGGAAUUCACUUCAUAUCUCCCAAAAGACAAUUGUUUAAAAAUAUAUACUUUUAAUAAACCCAUGAUUUCUCCAA
This is a messenger RNA of Drosophila ananassae, 1264 nucleotides long. It is a transcript of the gene PIG-F, whose product is annotated as glycosylphosphatidylinositol anchor biosynthesis protein 11. Gene Ontology annotation, biological process: GPI anchor biosynthetic process. Lineage: Eukaryota; Metazoa; Arthropoda; Insecta; Diptera; Drosophilidae. The record is from RefSeq and is a predicted model, not a curated record. Gene Ontology annotation, cellular component: endoplasmic reticulum membrane. Bases 63 to 872 code for a protein of 269 amino acids. The transcript has a single exon.